Messenger RNA from Penaeus monodon (black tiger shrimp), 667 nucleotides. RefSeq lists its product as uncharacterized. The transcript is spliced from 2 exons. The record is from RefSeq and is a predicted model, not a curated record. The annotation marks the transcript as partial. NCBI's taxonomy places the organism in Eukaryota, Metazoa, Arthropoda, Malacostraca, Decapoda, Penaeidae.
GGUGAAACGCAAACUUUAAAGCCAUUUAUCCCAAAACUUGACUUUGGCGAGUUCGUCAGCCCAAUUCUCAACUCAUAUAUAUCAUGUCUCUUGCCAGGAUUCGUGAGCACGACCUGGUUCAGACUGGGAGCUGCAGCCAACGUCUCGCCGUCUGUUUUCUUCCCUGUCUUAAACAGUUCUGCUCUUUUCGAGAUUGGCAUUCCUAUAAAGUGUGACUGCCAAGUAGCUUGGAUCCGACUUUCAUCUCUUCUGCCUCGGACAACCAUCCGAUGCGCCACCGAGACUUCCUUUGUCAUGCUGCAAGACGUCGAUGAAGCGAAUUUAAGGACUGUGGCUCCAUCUGCACCGCCUAAGGCUCUCUUCAACGACAGUCAUGAGCUAUCACAUCUUUUGACAAAAGAGAUAGGAAAUUUUUAUUAUUUCUGGGAUAAUCUCACGGUUUUUUUCUAGGAUUUGGGAUAUGUCUUUGAUUAGACUUGUACCUGGUAUUCCCCAAAGAUUAAGCUGAUUCACAAAUUCAAGUAAUUCAUCCAUGACAUUUUGUCUCUAGUGAUAUUUCUAAAUGAAAUAUCUGAAGACUGGUCGUGCAAGGUAUGACUCACCUCAUGAUUUACUUCUUUUUUGUAAUUCCUAAGUGAAAUUUGUCAAAUAAAGGCGUCGCAAUCAA